Messenger RNA from Armigeres subalbatus, 1604 nucleotides. RefSeq lists its product as uncharacterized. Gene Ontology annotation, molecular function: DNA binding. The record is from RefSeq and is a predicted model, not a curated record. Bases 232 to 1257 code for a protein of 341 amino acids. Gene Ontology annotation, cellular component: transcription regulator complex; nucleus. Lineage: Eukaryota; Metazoa; Arthropoda; Insecta; Diptera; Culicidae. The transcript is spliced from 2 exons. Gene Ontology annotation, biological process: regulation of transcription by RNA polymerase II.
AUCGCAUCAGUUUGCGCAUCACCGCGAGCCCGAGGAGAAAAAUUUGUGACAUUCGGGAAUGUUUGUUUUGUGAUUGUUUGUAAAGUUGUUGAAUUUUUGCGGGGAUUUUCGAAGAGUUAUAGUGAUAAUUUUGGAUGCUUUGCGUUGCUGGCGCAAAACGUUUCAUCGCCAUCCAAAAUUGCGUUGCUUUCCGCGUUUGCUGUCCGUAUAAUUGCUUAACUCAUAUUCGGGAUGGCUCCCACCAAAAUGACCCCCGAGGACCAAGCGUUCAACAUCAGCUUCGUAGGCGAAGUAAAGAAGCAUCCUUGUUUGUUCGAUAGCAACAGCACCGAAUACAAGCAGGCACAGAUCCAGGACAAGGCCUGGAACGUACUUUCGGCAAGCGUCGGCGAAAGCGUCGAGAUGUGCAAGAAGCGCUGGCGGAAUCUGCGCUGCUGCAUGACAAGGUACCUGAAAUCCGUCCGGGAUAACGUAGACAGCAGCGCCAACCUACGGCGAAAACCGUACUAUCUGUACAAUCACAUGCAAUUCGUGGUUCCGUACUUGAAGAUGAAGGACAGCGAUUCCACUCACUACGAAUCGGAGGAUUCAAUUUGGAUCAAGAACAACGAAAGCGGGGAAAUGAUGAAAGCGGAAGAUAUAGCCGAGGAAGUUCAAGAAGAGGAUGAGGAAGAGCACGAAAUUGAAUCAAUCGAUGUGCAGGAGGAGGAUCAUCAGCAGAUCAAGCAGAGCAUCAUUCAGUCGAUCAAGAUACUUCCGAUGAAUCAGGAGAAUCAGUCACAGGAAACUACCACGACGUACGAAAUCAUUGAAGCGACCCCCGCCAAACAGCCACGCAUCGAGGCCAUCCACCAGGUGAGAGAGGUCACGCCGGUGUCCACUCCGCAGCACCAUCAACAGCCCACCAUAAUUAAAGCCAAGGACCAUGUCAGCUUCAAAAAUUUCACCUACUCCACUGUUACGCCAGCGCAGCAUUCUAGCAGCGGCACUACCGUGUACAGUUCGACGCCCACGAUCACCGGCCAAUAUACGCUACAGCAACAGCAGGCACCCGGUUCCAGCUCGACAAAUCAGCAGCAACGGUUGCAGCAGACCUCGCCAGCACAGCAGCAGGUUAAUGUGACCGGGACGACCGACGCGGACAAUAACUUUUUCAAGAGUCUCCUCCCCGACAUCCAGUCAAUGGACAUGAACCAGAAGCGGAAGCUGAAGAUCGGCAUCCUGCGGCUGAUCGACGAAAUACUGAGUAGCACGUAAAAGAGGUUCCCGUCUCAGUGAGAGCCUAUUCCCUGAGAAUAGAACGUGCGUAAUUAAGGUAGAUGUGUAAUAAUCGUCGGCUAGGCGUACAAUUUAGAAUAUUUUUUUUAGCUCCUUUUCAGUUGCAUGAUCUUGAAAGUAUACAUAGAUUGUACUUUACUUUACGCCAAUCAAUUUCAUUUGUUUAACAAGUCAUUAAACGCUGAGUAGGAGUGAAGUAUUUUCUAACGGAGAAUAAUGCUUUCUGUAUAAAUCAUGCAGAUAUGUCGAUUAUAUCACUAUUGUACAAGUGUAGUUUUAAUUGAUGAUAUAUAUGGUAAAUAAAGUUUUGACCCUAUCAGUAAAAA